Messenger RNA from Etheostoma spectabile (orangethroat darter), 1067 nucleotides. It is a transcript of the gene hacd4, whose product is annotated as 3-hydroxyacyl-CoA dehydratase 4. The transcript has 7 exons. Gene Ontology annotation, molecular function: 3-hydroxyacyl-CoA dehydratase activity. Gene Ontology annotation, cellular component: endoplasmic reticulum membrane. The coding region runs from base 241 to 879 and encodes 212 amino acids. NCBI's taxonomy places the organism in Eukaryota, Metazoa, Chordata, Actinopteri, Perciformes, Percidae. The record is from RefSeq and is a predicted model, not a curated record. Gene Ontology annotation, biological process: sphingolipid biosynthetic process; fatty acid elongation; very long-chain fatty acid biosynthetic process.
GAGUGGAAUGUGCACUUCCCACUCGCUGCAAAGUAACUUUACAAAUCAGCCAGAGGAAGCACUGCAAAACACAGCCAUUGCAGCAAUGUCCUGCUCCCAGUCGUGAAGGAGAAUGCAGUAAGAGGCUCUCUGUUGUCUCCGUUUACUGGGGGGAAACCGCUGCCGAGCUAACUCCAACUCAGACGGGGAUUAUGAGCAGCCCCUCUUACAGGACCGCCAACAGGAGACUUCAGAAAGAGAAUGGUCAGCUUCAGGCUCGCCUACAUUUUCUCGUAUAACCUGUUCCAGUUCUGUGGACACACGUGGAUACUGGCUAACACCAUGGCCAGGUUUCUCACAUUUGGUCAAGAUGCCUUAGCAGACACGUUUUACUCUGUUGGCUUUGUGAUGAGCCUGUGCCAGCUGCUCUCCAUCCUGGAGCUUUUCCACAUCGCAGAUGGGAUUGAGAAAGCCAGACUCCUACCUCGCUUCGUCCAAGUCAUGGAGAAGAACCUCCUGCUCACCAUGGUCAUCAUGCUGGAGGAGAUCCAGAGUAAACCGGUGGUGUGUGCACAGUUCUUCUUGUGGAACAUCCUGGACCUCCUACGGUACCCACACGAGCUGCUAUGUGUCAUGGAUACCCCCUCCACCGCCAUGCUGUGGACUCGCUACACACUCUGGAUCCCCUUAUACAUCCUGUCAGUGGCCACUGAAGGUGUGACCAUAUACCAGGCCCUGCCUUAUGUUGAGCCAACAGCACCAGCACACCUUGGCCUCCCCGUCAUCCUGGUGCUCUACCUGCCUGUUCUGGGACUGGGGGCCUCUGUCACCGUCUGGCAACUGCUGAAGGAGAGACAGCACCACCUGGAGAAAUGGACCAAGAAGAUGAAAAAGAACUGAUAUGUUGUCUUUUUUUGGGGCCUCUGUCACCAUCUGGCAACUACUGAAGGAGAGACAGCACCACCUGGAGAAAUGGACCAAGAAGAUGAAAAAGAACUGAUAUGUUGUCUUUUUUUGGGGCCUCUGUCACCGUCUGGCAACUGCUGAAGGAGAGACAGCACCACCUGGAGAAAUGGACCAAGAAGAUG